Molecule: messenger RNA, 2139 nt
Organism: Helianthus annuus (common sunflower)
Lineage: Eukaryota; Viridiplantae; Streptophyta; Magnoliopsida; Asterales; Asteraceae
Product: protein indeterminate-domain 12
Exons: 3
Coding region: 886-1986 (366 amino acids)
Cellular component (GO): nucleus
Molecular function (GO): DNA-binding transcription factor activity
Source: RefSeq, a predicted model, not a curated record
UGAUCAAAUUCCUUAAGAUACUAAUUAAAGUAAUGUUAAAUUCAUUAUUUUUUACACAACUUAAUAUAUAAAUAAAUAAAUAAGUACAAAAUAAUUAUUACCUAAUCACAAACUAAGCCCUGAAUCAUACAACUCCCAUUACGCCCAUUUUAGGUAUUUCUGAGUGAGAAAAAAGUGUGCCUACGUAUGAGCUACGUGACAACACUUUUUUCUCAACAAUGCCCCCAACCAAGCCCAAAAACACAUAACCUUUCGUAUUUUAGGUUCCAAUACAACACAAAGCUAAUGUAUCUUCAUUCAGCAUUUGAGAAGCUUAUUACAAAACUGAUGCAUUGUAUUCUCGAGUUAAGAAAAUGAUGAGAUACGGCAAAAACAAGGGAGAAGAGUAAAAGAUGAGGACAUUGAUAUGACAUUUUACUAUUUAUUUAACAUUUUACUUGGUAGACCAGUAAGCUUGCUAUGAAGUGUUGUGCAAUCUUCUAUUCAAGGUCCAUAGAUUCGAAGCAUCAAGUAUUAAUAUAAACAAACAAAGAAAAGAGUGCAAACGGAACGACAAGUAAUCAGGCAUACACUGACAAAAGAUAUGCAUUUUUAAUUAAACGAUAAUCGUGAUUGGAAGAAGGCCAAGUUGUCUUUUCACACAGAUCUCUCGUUUGGAGUCUGAUUGCUUGUCACUUCAUCGUUUGUCUUCACCCAUGGGAGAUUGAUCAACCGGUAGACAAGAACAUAAACCCAAAGCUUCUACUAGUCAGCUGGUAUUGUAAUUUAAGUAUAUGAUUAAGGACGGUAUGCUUAAUUUUGUCUGCUACUGUGCUCGGGACCCCAUAUAAAUAUAUAUAUUAGUGGUUCCCUUCUUCCCAACAGUAGUAUAUCUUCCUAGCUAGCAUGUCCAACGAUUUCGAAGAAGAUGACGAGCAGUUCCACCACCAUCCUAGACUCAACCAAUCACAUGAUGCCCCUACAACAACCUUGAAACUAAAGAAGAAACGCAAUCUCCCUGGGAAUCCAGACCCUGAUGCGGAAGUUGUGGCCUUGUCUCCAAGGACUCUAAUGGCUACAAAUCGGUAUAUAUGUGAAGUGUGUCACAAAGGAUUCCAGAGGGAUCAGAACCUUCAACUCCACAGGAGGGGCCACAAUUUGCCAUGGAAGCUAAAGCAAAGGCCAGUCAACAUUCAAGUGAAAAAGAGGGUGUAUAUUUGUCCAGAGCCAAACUGCGUGCACCAUGAACCUACUCGGGCUCUAGGUGACUUGACUGGCAUAAAGAAGCAUUUCUGUAGGAAGCAUGGAGAGAAGAAAUGGAAGUGUGACAAGUGCUCCAAGCGUUAUGCUGUACAGUCUGACUGGAAAGCUCAUGCCAAGAUUUGCGGCACACGUGAAUAUCAUUGUGAUUGUGGAACCAUCUUUUCAAGGAAGGACAGCUUCGUGACCCACAGAGCCUUUUGUGAUGCACUAACUGAGGAAGCUGGAGGACCAAAUAUCAUGAUGAGAGACACCAACCAUGAUAAAUCAUUACAGUCUACGGAUUUUGAUCCCAUGUUUAAUCUGCGGCCAUGCUUCGGGGAACCCAAUAACUCUCCCAUGGCUGCUGCUUAUACCUCAGCCACUGCCUUGCUACAGAAAGCAGCAGAGAUGGGUGCAAAGGUAAGUGACAGCACCGUCACCCCAAUUCUCUUGAGGGGAUUCACUGGCUACUCCACCACCCCCAUGGAUACCACUGCCGGUGGCUUACAUGCUAGUAUAAGCCCAGAAAUGUUUGCUGGUUAUGGUAUCAGUACUACUACUGAUAAAAGUGGGUUAUACGAUUCUUCUCUUCUCAUGCAUUCAUCAAAAGGCAACCUCUUUGAAAGGCAAGAAUUCAUGGGAGGCAGUGAGAAAAUUAUGACAGUUGAUUUCUUGGGAGGUGGUCUUUGUGGGAAGAGAGACUAUAACGGGAACUUGGUGGGAAUGCCUUAUUCAAAUAGUCUACACCAGCAACAAUUAGACUAGUGAACUGAUCAAUCAUUGACCUGGCUUUUGCUAAUUCAGAUACACUUGAUUACCUCAUCAACUUUUAUUUAUUUGCUACUUUUAAGUGGUGAACACCAUUGAUGGUUUUGUUUGAGGUCCUAAAGAUAAUAAAAUUUCAAGUUUUUCAAGUUU